Messenger RNA from Ipomoea nil (Japanese morning glory), 1823 nucleotides. Its product is annotated as adenine nucleotide transporter BT1, chloroplastic/mitochondrial. The coding region runs from base 359 to 1531 and encodes 390 amino acids. The record is from RefSeq and is a predicted model, not a curated record. NCBI's taxonomy places the organism in Eukaryota, Viridiplantae, Streptophyta, Magnoliopsida, Solanales, Convolvulaceae. The transcript has 3 exons. Gene Ontology annotation, biological process: transmembrane transport.
CGAAAGACGAAAGGGUAGAGAAUCUGAAGUCUCACUUGUUUGUAAUUUGUAUUUUCUAUUUUCCGCUGAAAGCUUCUCAACACUCUUCCAUCAAACAAGAUUAUUCUUUUUCUCACAUACUCUUAUCUUUCUAUUGCUUUUCUAGACUCUAGACUCGAAUCUAUUCGGCAAAAUUUUCCAAAACCCAAACGCGAGAAUGAAUUUUUUAAUUACCCAUUUGCCCAGUGCCGAUUCGUUUGCUCCUUCAGCUUUCCCAUAUUGUCUAAACCCCUGAAUCGAUAGCUUUGAUUGAUUGUUCUUUUGGUUUUCUGAUUCAAAGGGUUGUUUCAAUUUUGUUGCUUUCGACAAGUUUCAAAUCAUGGCAGGCAAAGGAAUGCAGGUGUUGGAGUGGAAGAAGGAUGGGUUCUCUUCGAAUACUCAGUUGGGGUUUCAAUGGAGUCUACAAGAUGCGAGCUUUUGCCCCGGUGGGCUCUUUGCCUGUGUGGGUCAAAUGGGGGGGAGUAUGUCGGAUUCCCGGGACGAGAACGGGCCGGGCUUCAAGCUCCCCCCCAAUUUCGAUUUGUACGCCAAAUACUUCUCAUCACUUGAGGGGUUUAAGAUUCUUGGCAAUUCCGAGGAGGAAGUGGCUGCGAGGAAGAAGAAACCUAGGCUCAAGCUUAAGGUUAAGGUUUCGAAUCCUUCAUUGAGGAGGUUGAUAAGUGGUGCAAUUGCAGGGGCAGUUUCAAGAACUGCUGUAGCUCCAUUGGAGACCAUUAGGACUCAUUUGAUGGUUGGGAGUAGUGGGCAUUCGACAACCGAGGUGUUCCACUCUAUAAUGGCACAUGAAGGGUGGACUGGAUUGUUUAGGGGUAAUUUGGUUAAUGUGAUUCGUGUCGCCCCUAGCAAGGCCAUUGAGCUUUUUGCUUACGACACGGUUAAUAAGAACUUGUCGUCCAAACCCGGUGAGCAGCCUAAACUUCCGAUCCCCGCUUCGUUAGUUGCGGGAGCGUGUGCUGGUGUAAGUUCAACAUUGGUGACAUAUCCUCUUGAAUUGGUCAAGACCCGACUAACAAUCCAGAGAGGAGUUUACGAAGGUCUACUCGAUGCAUUCGUAAAAAUAUUGAAAGAGGGGGGCGUGAGAGAGCUCUACCGGGGUCUCACCCCGAGUUUAAUCGGAGUGAUUCCAUAUGCUGCGACGAACUACUUCGCGUAUGACACACUGCGAAAAUCCUACACGAAAUUCUUCAAACAAGAGAGAAUCGGCAACAUCGAGACCCUUUUGAUCGGGUCCAUGGCGGGAGCUAUAUCCAGCAGCGCCACGUUCCCUCUAGAAGUGGCCCGUAAGCACAUGCAGGUAGGGGCGGUUAGCGGGAGGCAAGUAUACAAGAACGUGAUUCAUGCCCUCGCCACCAUCCUCGAACAGGAAGGUAUCCCGGGAUUGUACAAAGGGCUCGGGCCCAGCUGCAUGAAGCUGGUGCCGGCUGCCGGGAUUUCUUUCAUGUGUUAUGAAGCGUGCAAGAGGAUAUUGGUAGAGAAAGACAACGAGGAGUAGAAGAGCUUCUUACGGUACGAGACACACAUAAGGUAGAUUGAUUGAAGUUCAUUAGCGUCUUGCAUUUGUUUACGUUACAGCACUUCACUAUCCUGACCCCCCGGUGUUGAGCAACAUAACGUUACCCCGGGAAGUUGUUAAGUAGCAUUUGCUGUUUCUUCUAAGUCAAGAAAUUACAUCUGAUUGCAAAGAAAUUUUGGAGACAAUAAGGGGAGAUGAAUGGUUUUAAGUUUGUGCAAAUCACAGAAUUGGUAUUUUACAAGUGAAAUUGUAUCAAUUUUGUUUAUCCCAA